Molecule: messenger RNA, 2533 nt
Organism: Mercurialis annua (annual mercury)
Lineage: Eukaryota; Viridiplantae; Streptophyta; Magnoliopsida; Malpighiales; Euphorbiaceae
Product: long-chain-alcohol oxidase FAO1
Exons: 3
Coding region: 159-2375 (738 amino acids)
Molecular function (GO): long-chain-alcohol oxidase activity; flavin adenine dinucleotide binding
Source: RefSeq, a predicted model, not a curated record
AAAAGAAAAAGUGAUGACUUAGUUUGGUGAUAACAGAAAUAAUAACAAUAAUUUUUUCCUUUCACCAUUUUAGUCCUAUAUAUAUUCAUCACACACACACACAUACAAACAGAACAAGAACACAAAAGAGAGAAAAAGAAUUAAAAGAAAAAAAAAAGAUGAGAAGAGAUUGUCAUGUUUUAUUGAGCGGAAAAUCCGACGAGAUCAAAAAGUAUAAACACGGUUUUACUUCAGCGGAGAUGGAAUCUCUUCGAAGCUUAUGCGGAACUGUUUUUCCGUCGAUUUACGAUCAAGAAUCUGAAAAUUCCGCAGUUCAGGAAUUUUACAGAGCUUCAGGUUCUCAGUACCCUUUAGCAGAGGAGGUUGCAGAGCUGAUUGUGAAGAGGGGAUUGAUUGAAGCAGUAUUAGUGGUUAGAUUGGUAUUAUUUUUAUUAUCAACAAGAUUUGGGACAUUAUUGCUAUGUGGGUCACUGUGUUUAGACACGAAAUGGCCAUUUAUACAUAAAUUUUCAAGUAUUCCAUUGGAGAGGAGGGAAAAAGUUUUGCAGAAAUGGCUUAAACAUAAAUUGCUGACACCAAUCAGAUUUGCUUUCAUCUAUGUUAAAUCCAUCUGUCUCUAUAUCUUCAUGAUGCAGGUUGAUGAAAAUGGCAAAAACCCAGCAUGGGACGCAAUUGGAUAUAAAGUUCCGAUUGAAGAAAAUAUUGCAAAUAAAGAAAGACCUCUUGAAAAAGGAAUAAUAGAAACCAAUCGGGAGACAGAUUCAACUCUUCCCCAUGCACUUGCUAAAAAAGGUCUACAAGUUACACACGAAUCAGGAAAAAAUCUCUGCAAGAUCAAAUGCGACGUCGUUAUUGUCGGUUCUGGCAGCGGCGGUGGUGUUGCCGCCGCUGUUCUCGCCGCUGCAGGCUACAAAGUGGUCGUUCUUGAAAAAGGAAAUUAUUUCGUCGCUAAAGAUUAUUCAGGUCUUGAAGUCCCUUCUUUUGUUCAAUUAUAUGAAGCAGGUGGAAUCAUCACGACCGUUGAUGGGAAGGUGAUGAUCUUGGCAGGAUCAACGGUGGGAGGAGGCUCUGCUAUUAAUUGGUCAGCUUGUAUUAAUACUCCUGAUUUUAUACUUAAAGAAUGGGCUGAGAAUCAUAAAAUUCCAUUCUAUGGGAAUCCUGAAUAUAAAUCCGCAAUGGAAGCUGUUCGUCAGAGAAUUGGAGUUACAGAGAAUUGUAUUGAAGAAGGAUUUCAGAAUCAAAUCCUGAGAAGAGGAUGUGAAAAACUCGGCCUCGGAAUCGAUUCCGUACCGCGAAACUCGUCGGGAAAACAUUACUGUGGCUUGUGCGGUUACGGCUGUCCUACCGGUGAUAAAAAGGGUACCGACACGACGUGGCUGGUCGAUGCUGUCAGGAAUGGUGCGGUAAUCCUGACAGGAUGCAAGGCAGACAGAUUUAUAUUGUCUUAUAAUUAUAAUAACAAAAUUCGGUCAAAGAAAUGCUUAGGAGUAGCUGCAAAAAUCCUGAACAAUGAAAACAUUAAAAUGAGACUACAAAUCGAAGCAAAAAUUACAAUUUCGGCUUCAGGUGCUCUGUCAACGCCUCCAUUAAUGAUAUCUAGCGGGUUAAAGAAUCGAAACAUCGGUCGGAACCUUCAUCUCCAUCCUGUUCUGAUGACAUGGGGUUAUUUUCCUGAAUCAAACACAGAAUUCAAAGGAAAAUCACACGAAGGUGGGAUUAUUACAUCAGUUCACAGAGUUUUAUCAGAAGAUUCCAAACUUCAAGCCAUAAUCGAAACACCUCAGCUCGGUCCAUCUUCAUUUUCAGUACCAACUCCUUGGGUAUCAGCACUUGACAUGAAGAACAGACUCCUGAAAUACUCAAGAACAGCUCACUUAAUAACCAUAGUCAGAGACCGCGGUUCCGGCGAAAUCCGAACAGAAGGAAGAAUAAGUUACAAGCUUGAUGCCUCCGACGAGGCUAAUCUCAAGGCAGGUCUGAGAGAAUCGUUGCGAAUCUUAGUAGCAGCCGGAGCUGUUGAAGUCGGUACUCACCGGAGCGACGGACAGAGACUAAAAUGUGAAGGAGUUUCUAAAGAGGAGUUAGAAGAGUUUUUAGAAACUGUUUCCCCACCACCAGGAGGGAUGUCUUUAGAAGAGGAUUGGGUAAUUUACUCUUCUGCCCAUCAGAUGGGGAGUUGUAGAAUGGGGAUUCACCCGAAAGACGGCGCGGUGGAUCAGAAUGGUGAGAGUUGGGAGGCAGAAGGUUUGUUUGUUUGUGAUGCAAGUGUUUUGCCUACUGCUGUUGGUGUUAAUCCUAUGAUCACGAUUCAGUCUACUGCUUACUGUCUGUCAAAGAAAAUCGCUGACAUUUUAAAGAAACGACGGUCGUUUUGAGUUUAUUUAAUGGUUUUAAUGUUAAAUGCAAAUAAUAGAAUGUUUUAGAGGAAAUGUAAUUUGUUUACUUUGUAUGUAUUGCUAUAAAUAAUUUGCUAAUCAUCUUAAAAACUACCGACCUUUUAUUUUUUUUCAAUAACACCCUGAUCUUGCAAUUU